AUGUGUCUGUCGGUGUGGGUGCUGGACGGCCAUCCGCUCUACGCGCUGCUCCUCGCCUCCAACCGCGACGAGCUCCUCGCCAGGUGCGUCACGUCGUUCCUUCGCCACCGUCGCGCACCGUCGUCCACCGUCGCUGACCGUCGUCCGUUCCCUUGUUCCCGUGUCGCUUCGCCAGACCACCGUACCACCACAUCUGUCUGCCUCCCCUCGCGAACGCCUUAUUUCUCUCUCCCGUGCCCAUCUUUUCUUCCUCCCCUUCCCCCCAACCCCCUCCCGCACCUACUAAUGGCGUCCGAUUGUGCCCCUUCCCCGCUCCCCCAACUCGUCCCCACCUCUCCCGCGCCCAUCCCUUCUUUCCUACCCUUCUUCCCCACCCCAAGCCGCUUCUCCAUCCCCCCCGCCAGGCCCACGGACCCCGCGCACUAUUGGCGCGACGACCCGCGCGUGCUCGCGGGGCGCGACUUGCAGUGCGGGGGUACGUGGCUGGGCGCGAGCACGGGCGGGCGCGUCGCGUUCCUCUCCAACUGCUGGGCUGUCCGAAAUCGCGCCGACGCCAUCAGCCGUGGCGCCCUCAUCUCCGACUUCCUGCAGGGCGCGUGGCGCGCGGAGGGCGCGGAAGGCGCGGAAGGCGCGGAGGGCGCGGAGGGCGCAGGGGGUCCGCGGGAGUACCUGGAGUCCGUGGCGCGGCGCGCGCACCUCUUCAACGGGUUCAACCUCGUUGCUGCUGACGUGGCAUUUGACGAGAGCAGGCACAGCGCGGAUGCGGCUGGGGCGGAGGAGCAUGACCAGGAGCGGAAGCAGGGGCGCGCAAGCACCGAGGGGGGAGGCGUAGAGGGCGCAUGUGGGGGGGAAGCCAGCGGGAGCCCCUCCGCGCAUGUGCGCAUGUACUACCUGACCAACGCCCCGCACCACGACGGGUGUAGCGCAAGCAGAGGCGCGGAUGGGGGUGGGGAGGAGAGGGACGGGGUGGUGGCUUGUGGUGUGAUGCGCGUGGAGAAAGGGUUGCAUGGACUCAGCAAUGCGGCUCUCGACACUCCCUGGAGCAAGGUGGAGCGAGCCAAGGAGCACUUAGCUGAGCUGCUGGCGGAGAGUAACGGGGGCGAGGUGCCAGCAGAGGUGAUUAUAGAGAGAGUGCUCAUGGACUCGUGGCAGCCUGUUCACCCUCACACCAGUGCUGACGUGGCUGAGGCAGAGCACUGCCCUAUGGGGCCGGAGUACGAUCAGAGGCUGACACCUGUCUUUGUCAACUGCGACACUCCCAAGGGGGCGUAUGGCACACGCAGCUGCAUAGUGGUGGCGGUUCACCGCUCUGGGCUGGUCGAGUUCACGGAGAAGUCCAGGAGUGCGGAUGGGCCCACUGAGUGGACCUGGAGAAGAUUCAGUUUUCAUAUUAAUAAUGGAAGCACUGCUCCGUCAUGUAAUGGGAAUGGCUACAAGCGAAAAGCCAACGAGUGA
Closterium sp. Yama58-4 is the source of this 1455-nucleotide messenger RNA. The record is from the annotation of a GenBank genome assembly. NCBI's taxonomy places the organism in Eukaryota, Viridiplantae, Streptophyta, Zygnematophyceae, Desmidiales, Closteriaceae.